AUGGAGAACCAUCUGACCGUCCUGGAGAGAGGCUUUCUGGGCAACCCGGAGGACCCGUUCGCCCAGGUGCUCAUAACCCCGAGCUGGAGAACCUCUCGCACCGAUCGCAAGAAGAGCCCGCAGUGGAACGAGCUCAAAGACAACGAGCUGCACGGGUACCUCAACUACUGGGCUCACGCGGUGCUGGAGUACAAGCGCGCGAUCAAGAAGGAAGGGGCAUACGCGCGGACCACGGUCUGGUAUGAUUUUGUCUACCAGGCGCUGGCGCGAGUGGGGACAGACCUGCUAGAGCUCUUCCGCCAGCGACGGGAGCAGCGGGAACCCCAGCGACCAGACUUCGCCGAGAUGGUCCGGUUGCCAGGCCGGAUGUCCAAGAAACCCAUGGACAGCGAAGAGCUGGUCACGGUCGGCCCCAACCCUGACCAAGAACAGAACCGGGGACGCAGCGAGAAGUGCGGGGAGGCGGUCGAAGUGCCAAUUGACCAGUGGCGGGCGCAAGCGGCGGAGACGUACGGCACGGCGCUUAUCAGGGGGUUCCUCAAGAAGAAGAAGAGGAAGCUGCCAGAACCGCCGGCGUUCGCGACGCGGUACAAGCUGGUCGACCAGUGGCGGGCGCAAGCGGCGGAGACGUACGGCACGGCGCUUAUCAGGGGGUUCCUCAAGAAGAAGAAGAGGAAGCUGCCAGAACCGCCGGCGUUCGCGACGCGGUACAAGCUGGUCGGCCCCAAGCCCACGCCCUCAGAAGGAAUGGGGGAACUCGCACCCCCGCGGUCCAAACCCCUUGGGUCGAUGCUGCAGCCGGCGCCGACUGCAGCAGCGGCAGAACUAGCCGCCGGCGAGGAGAAGCCGUCACCCAAGUCCAGGAGGAAGCCCGCGGCGAAACCCAAAGUGCCGCCGGCGCCCAAACCUGAGGCGUCACGGGAGGCGGAGGGGCCGCCGGCAGAGGUUGCGGCCGCGCAAGAGGAUGAAGAGGAGCGGAAGCGCCGGCGGAAGGGGAAACAGAAGGUGGAAGAGGCUGUGCCGGAGCCUGAACCGGAGCGGGAACCUGAGCCGGAAGCCAGGGGGGCAGAGCAAACCGAGGAGGAGAUCUCGGCAGGCGCCCUGCUCCAACUUUGGCAAGAACAGGCCGCAAACGACCCGUGGGCCGAAGUCCCGGAUGAGGAUGAGCGCGGGGACGACAGCUGGAUGAAAGAGGCGCUGGGGUUGGCGCGCUACCCCCUGAGAAACCGGCGAGGGAGGGCAGCAACCCAGAAGCCGGCGCAACAAGCGGAACCAGAGGACGAAAACCCAGGUGGAGACGAGGCCGGCGAGGACAAGGGCUCCUUCCGAUACCCACCCCAGGGGUAUGAACCGCCGGCAGAGUGGGUGGAGUACUUCCCGCCCCGCCGCAGACCCAGGGUGGAACCGCCGCCACCUUCUCCACCGGCGCAAAUGGCAACAGCGCUCGAGGGGGCCGCGUCCUACCUCGAAAUGGUAGAGCCAUCGGCGCGCGCCCUGUUGGCGCAAAGAAUGAGAGACUUACCGGCGUUCCGUGGGGACCGGCGGCUGGAGAGAGUAAAGGCGCCGGUGAUCCGGACAGAGGAGCGCAGGGUGUGGGUGAACGGCAAGCCGCUGACGGGAACAGCCAUCCUCGACACCGGUGCGAUGCCGUUGUUGAUCGGGAAGAAGGGGAUGAAGCAGCUCGGCUGGGGCAAAGACAACAUCAUCCCUGACGCCGUGACGCUAGGGCUGGCGGACGGGAAGUCCUCCAAGCCCUUACCCCUCACCCAAGAGCCGGUAGAGUUUGUUUUCAACAAGGGGACGGCAGCGGAGACCUCAAUUCGGGCGCGCACAGUCGUGACGCAGGCGCCGUACGACUUCCUUGUGGGCAACGUGGUGCUCUGGUCGAUGGGGAUGGUGAUCGACGCGUGGCGGGAGCAGGUGCGGUACCGAGUGGGGUGGCGCCAGGGCAGAGAGCACGCGGGCGAGGCAGAGGGCUAUUUCCCGGUGGACUACGAGCGCGACGUGGGCCUGGGCACGCUCCCACGGGCUUUCCUGGCUGACGGCAGUUGGAACCUCCCGCCCGGGGGGGGAGACGCGGACAGUUGGGAGCUAGGGACGGGGCUGUGGCCGGUCAUGGACGAGGAGGGGCCGCCGAGCAGACGCAAGCGACAGCGAGAGCGAGGGCGAUGA
Messenger RNA from Klebsormidium nitens, 2172 nucleotides. NCBI's taxonomy places the organism in Eukaryota, Viridiplantae, Streptophyta, Klebsormidiophyceae, Klebsormidiales, Klebsormidiaceae. The record is from the annotation of a GenBank genome assembly.